Molecule: messenger RNA, 3120 nt
Organism: Neurospora tetraspora
Lineage: Eukaryota; Fungi; Ascomycota; Sordariomycetes; Sordariales; Sordariaceae
Product: YjeF-related protein N-terminus-domain-containing protein
Exons: 2
Coding region: 351-2738 (795 amino acids)
Biological process (GO): deadenylation-independent decapping of nuclear-transcribed mRNA; P-body assembly
Cellular component (GO): P-body
Molecular function (GO): mRNA binding
Source: RefSeq, a predicted model, not a curated record
GGACGCGACCUUCACUUGGCACUAAAAUCGCCGGGCGACGGACUGGCACCUUCUCAGUCUCUGGCACGAUCCCAUCAUCCGACUUCACGACCCGUCUCCUUCCCUCCCGCACUGCUCCGACAUCGAUCCAGCCCCGUCCCGCGUCCCUUCGCCAUCCCCAGUGUCAAAAAGGCACCCAGAGCUGCACCCCACACCGCACCGUUGUCGGCUGUCGCAUCGCAGUCAGAGCCCAGUCCAGACAGCAGAGGACGGAUCCGAACGAGAUCGCAUCAAUCUAUCACACCUCUUGCUAUCUACCUACGCGGAACCGUCCCUCUGUCUACAUUGUCAUCCCCGAACAGUUCGCAGCCAUGGCGGAGGAUUCGUUCAUCGGUCUUCCGAUGCUGGUGACGAUGCGCAAUCCGCCGGCGAGAUUGAAGGGCACUGUCAGCGAAGUGCAGGCUGGGCACGGUUUGACCCUGACCAAUGUCUGGAAUGUCGACAACAACCGGUGGGAGCCGAGAGUCACCAUUCUUUCUUCGAACAUCGUCGACAUUGUCUAUUUGCGCGAAGAACCUUCUCCCCAAGCCGCCGUGCCAGCUCCGGCGCCCCCUUCUCACGUCGUCCCCCAUGCCAUUUCGCAGGUCGCCCCGCCUGUUGUUCAACCGCCCCCGCCGGCCAAGCCAGCAGCAUUUGUCGAUCCUGCCAUUCUGUCUGUUGGGAAGCGCCCUGGCUCUCUGUCAGGUCAUGCAUCGGACACCUCCCGUCACCAACCUAAUACGAGUGAGAAGAGAGACCCGACCCCGGCUGUCAUCCCGUCGAAUAAUGCCGUACCCAUCCUCUCCGGGACUGCCACCCCGACUCUCCCCGUGGUAGAUAGGCUGAGACGCCUGGAGCUCGACGCUCAAACCAGCACCCAAGAGUCUGCGGACGAAGACCUUGCCCCCGACGCCGGUUCGCAGCAAGGAUCCGCAGCUGCUCAGAAGAAGAAGAACAGACGGCCACGCAGGGCUGGAAACAACUCUAGAAAUGGGCUACAAGAAGACUCUGAAGCGUCUCCGCAGGUCCCUCGCGCAACUGCAAAGGGCAAAGGCUGGAGACAGACGCCUAUUUUGCAGAGUACCUCCUCCUUUCAGCCCUUCAAUUCUUUGAAGAAGAUGCGAGGAGCGAAUGACAACGGUUGGGCUUCGGAAGAUGUCACUGAUGUGCAAGAAGCAGGCGACUUCGACUUCGAAUCUGGCCUUGCCAAGUUCAAUAAGCAAGAUUUGUUUGAACAAAUGCGCAAAGACGAUCUAAUUGACGAGGCCGACCGCCUGGUAUCGCACAACCGUGUACCCAAGCACAAGCCGGGUACCGCCGGGGGUAAGAACCUGCACCAUUCGGAGAACGUCCUCGACAUGCCAUCUGCCACACUGAAGCCGAAACCGAUCGUCAAGGAGACCUCCAACGACUUUUGGAAUAGUGAAGCAGAUGAUGCGGUGAUCAACGGAGCCGAUCGACUGAGUGGGAGAGAUCAAGCGAGCAGGCAAGGGUCACGCCGCGGCGAGAGCAAAGCGGCAUCCAACCGGAGGUCGAAUUCCCGCAAGGCGAGCGGCGUCCCGGCUGCGCACCCUUUGAGUAGAGUGAAUUCAUCUGGUGUAAGCCACUACCGCACCCUAUCAGCUAAGGGCAGUCGGCCGAGUAGUCGGCUCUCAGCGAGGGCAGCUAUCGUUGACAAGAAGAAGCAACCGGCGACAACGGUUGCGGCAAGUCCGCAGGGUCUCUACGUGCUUCCGUCAAAUCGCAAGAUCGAGCCCGUCUCAGCUCUGCAAAUGCUCAAUCUCGAGAACAUUGCACACAACGAGAUUGGCCUAACAGAGGAGAUGAUGACUGAGAAUGCCGGGCGUGGUAUUGCAGAGGUGACACUCACAGCACUCUCGGACCCGGCUAUCAAGGUGCGCCAUUCGAGCAUCGUCGAUCCCACUUCCGGUAACCCGCCGCCUCCAACAGUUGUUGUCCUAGCCGGAAACAACAAAUCUGGCAUUCGCGCCGUUGCCGCCGCCCGGCAUCUUCGUAACAAGAACAUUAACGUGAUUGUGUGCGUGGUUGGCCUUGAGCGUGGUGAGCGCGAUCUCCUCGAAGACAUGCGCCAACAAGUUCGCCUCUACAAAAACAUGGGCGGACGCAUCUUCUCCAAGAGCGACUUUUUUGAGCACCUCCGCAAGAUUAGUAUUCCUAUGCUCACCAUCGACACACCUCGCUCCUCGCUAAGCAGCCUCGCUAACCCGGCUCCUAUCAUGCUCAUUAUCGACGCGUUGCUGGGCCUGGCGAUCUCUUUUGAGGAACUGAGAAACGGUGAUCAGGCGACGGUCUAUGAGCUGAUCGAGUGGGCUAACCGUAAUGAGGCGUUUGCUCUUGCAGUCGACAUUCCCACAGGCAUCGACCCAUCGACAGGCAAGGUUAGCGUUAUUGACGGCAACAAGUUGUAUGUUAAGCCGCGCUACGUUGUGGCCGUUGGCGCGCCCAAGCGUGGACUGCUCGAGGCGCUGAUGGCGGCGGAGAACGAUGACGGGGAUACGGUGCUGGCUGGCGGGGAUACCUCGUUGCCAGACGAUGCCGUGCUGGAGUGGAAACUCUACCUGGUGGAUCUGGGUCUUGGCCCUGCCAUGUGGAAAAAGGCGGGGACGAAGAUGCGUAGGGGCAUCGACUUUGAGGAUCGUUGGGUGGUGGAGAUGAAGUAUCGCGGACUAGUGGAGGAGGAAGAAGACGAGUUGGUUUAGGCAUCUCGCUCAUCCCCCAAUAGGAAGAGGUUGUCGGAUGGCCUACGCCGAGUCAUUGAGGUGGUGUCCAUCCGAAGAUAGAACGCUCAACGGUCAGGGAUUCUUUCGGUUUACAUAACGUCUGAGACGCGAUGGAAGAAAACGGAAAGGGAAAACAGUUGAGAUGGGGGAGAAAAGGGAAUAUGCAUGCAUUACUACAUCUUUCGGUUGGGUUUUUGGAAGCGAAAACAUGGGCGGUUUGUGCAUUUUACUCGGAAGCGGUUCAUUUCUUAGCGUUGGUGUUCUUAGUCGUUUGCUUCGGAAAACAUAUUUAGUGAACAUGGAGUUUUUCAAGAUCCAUUCAGAUCACACAUUGAGUUUGAUGUGUUGCACAACCAUGGUC